CCUCCUGACAGCCUCCUAUUUAAGAGCUGUCAGAGUUCUCUCAGCCAGUUCUCCGCGCGGCUGUUGAAGUAAGUGUUGUUACAGUUCAGCACCUGUUGUGCUGGUUAAUAAAGUCUGUUGUUCUGUUGCUGUUGCCUCAUCCUUGCCCACUCCUCGCAUACAUAUUUAAUACUGGCGACGAAGGUGGGAUGUUAGAGGCUUGACAACAGUGAAGAACUCAUUACACAGGCUAAUUUAAUCGCUCGAUUAAGGAUGGCUAACCAGCUUUCCUUCGGCCCGUUUGAGCCUGCGGCGGAAACUUGGGACAUUUUUAUUGAGCGCUUUGAGUGUUUUUUACAAUCCAACGAAUGCACGGAAAUGUCUGACCUGCGAAAGAAGGGUUAUUUCCUCAGCCUGUGUGGCCGAGAAAUGUUCAAGACAGCUAAAGCACUAGCAGCGCCACAGAUGUUACGCGAUGUCUCAUGGGGGGUAAUACUGGACAAAUUAAAAAAUCAUUAUGCCCCUGCUCCGUCAAGAAUUGCCCGGAGACAUGCUUUUCGCCGGCGGUUUCAAAAAGAUGGGGAAUCUGUGUCAGACUAUGUAGCGGCCCUCAGGUCAGAGGCAUCACAAUGCGACUUCCAUGACCUGGACGAUGCCCUGGCAGAACAGCUGGUCAACGGGGUGCGCGACUUGAAACUCCAACGGCGACUAUUGGCGCGCAAAGAACUGUCAUUAGCCGUUGCCAUAGAUGAAGCCCAGGUGUCCGAAAUGUCUGAGAAAUCAGCUAACGAAUUACAGAGCUUCCACACCCCAAGGGGGACCCAGUCAGGGGAAGCCGCAGUUCAUCAGGCAGAGUCGGACUGCACGGGGUCAUCUGAUGAGUGCGAUAGCGUGAGUCGCCUCAGAACCGCGCCAAAAAAGAAUCGGUCUCAAGCGGCUAGACCUUUCCCACUAAGGUGCGCGGGCUGUGGAGGAAGUCACGACAGGGCAACCUGUCGAUUCAAAUCCUCGAAUUGCCUGCGAUGUGGGAAGAGAGGCCACCUGGCGAAGGUCUGCCGGGCCGUUUUGCCAGCCGCUGACACCUGGACAGAGCCAGCAAGGAACAAAAAACCACAACGGAAAGCAUUCAAUCGUACCGACGAAUGCUAUGAUAUCAAUCAUGCCUCCACGACCAAGCCCAGCAAUAAGAUUUUCCUCACAGUAAAUCUUGAAGGGGCUCCCUGCAAGAUGGAAGUGGACACCGGGUCCUCUAAGUCCUUAAUCUCCUGGACCACCCUGAAACGCCUGCUGCCUAAAUUCUCAAAAAAUCACCUCAGUCAAUGCCCCGUUCGACUGAGGGACUAUCAGGGUCACCCCAUUCCUAUUCUGGGGUGCAACCUGUUUAACGUCAGCCACGGCCGUUUCACCGGACGCCUACCCUUGAUUAUAGUGAAGGGAAGUUUGCCCAGCCUUCUUGGGCUGGAUUGGUUUGAGGCAUUCGGCCUCAAUGUGCUAGGAACCCAUUCGACAUCGGCAGACCCUUUUGACGACGUCCUCCAAGAGUUUUCUGAUGUCUUGAUGGCCAACUGGGCUAGAAGGGUGCCUUUUGCAUUACGAGACAAGGUAGAUCAGGAGAUAGAUAGGCUCAUUUCUCAGGGAAUACUCGAACAGGUUGAUCAUUCCCCUUGGGAAACCCCUAUAGUUGUUCCUAUCAAGCGGGACGGAUCCAUUCGGAUCUGUGCCGAUUAUAAAGGAACCAUUAACAAGGCUUUACAAGCAAACCCGUACCCAGUCCCCGUGGUGCAGCAUCUCUUGCACUCACUGGGACAGGGUUCCAUUUUCGCCAAACUAGACUUAGCGCAAGCAUACCAGCAGUUGCCGGUCGACGAAGCAACGGCCAGAGCUCAAACCAUAGUCACUCACAGGGGUGCCUUUAAGUGCAAACGCCUCCAAUUCGGCGUUUGCAUAGCCCCGGGGUUGUUCCAGAGCCUCAUGGAACGGUUGCUCCAUGGGCUCGAGGGGGUCGUCCCUUACUUUGACGACAUCCUCGUCUCGGCCACCAACCAAAUCGACCUGUGCAUUAAGCUCCGCGCCAUCCUGUCGAGAAUCAGGAAGGCGGGGCUUAAGCUAAAACGUCAAAAAUGCUUAUUGGGGGUGCCUAAGGUGGAAUUCCUGGGAUUCCUUGUGGACUCCCAGGGCAUACACCCCACACCAUCGAAAAUAGAGGCUAUCAGGGACGCCCCAACCCCGGCCAAUAGGGCCGAACUGCAGGCUUUCCUGGGGCUACUCAAUUUUUAUGCCAUUUUCCUGCCCCAUAAGGCAUCCGUAGCGGAGCCAUUACAUAGGCUCCUGGAUGCCAAAGCCCCAUGGCGUUGGGACCGCAACGCGGAAGCAGCCUUCCGAGCUGUCAAAUCCUUGCUCACAUCUUCGGCUGUGUUGGUCCAGUACGACCCACUGCAGCCUCUCUCUCUGUCCUGUGAUGCGUCUCCCUAUGGGAUCGGCGCCGUUCUGAGCCACGUCCUACCCAAUGGCUCCGAGGCUCCAAUUGCCUAUUAUUCCAGGACGUUAUCAGCGCCCGAACGGAAUUAUAGCCAAUUGGACAAGGAGGCAUUGGCGGCUGUGGCUGGAAUCAAGAGAUUCCAUGAAUACGUCUAUGGUCGUUUUUUCCUUUUGGUCACAGACCACAAGCCCCUUUUGGGCUUGUUGGCCGGCGACCGCCAGACUCCACCCAUUCUUUCGCCCCGCAUGUCCCGAUGGACCGAGUUCUUGGCGGCAUACAAUUACCGGCUGGUAUACCGUCCGGGCCGAGCAAUAGGCCACGCAGACGCCCUAAGCCGCUGCCCGCUUCCCACAGCGGCGGUCGACCCAGCGCCCGGUUCCACGGUACUACUCAUUGAUGAGUGGCAGGGGCCGAUAUCGGCCUCUGACAUAGCUAGAGACACUUCUGCAGACCCUAUUCUUUCCCAGGUCCGAGACUGGGUGCUCAGGGGGUGGCCGGCCUCAGCCGUUUCCCCGGAGUUCCUACCAUUCCAGCGCAGACAGCAUGAGUUGUCUGCGCUGAAGGGAUGCCUAUUGUGGGGAAACCGGGUAGUGGCACCCGCGGCGCUUAGGGCGCCAAUUUUAAACAGCCUUCACAAUGCCCAUCCAGGCAUCGUGCGGAUGAAGGCCCUGGCCCGCAGCUAUGUGUGGUGGCCCAAAUUGGACAGCGACAUAGAGCUGUGGAUAGGGAAAUGCCAGCUCUGCCAGUCCUCUAGACCAGCUCCCGCGGCCGCCCCUGUUAGGGAGUGGGAUACCCCCAGGUCGCCUUGGUCCCGAAUCCAUUUGGAUUUCGCCGGACCAUACCAGGGUCAAACUUUCUUAGUGUUAGUUGAUGCCUACUCCCGCUGGGUGGAGUUGGCACAAAUGAAAUCCACAACAGCAGAGGCGACCAUCAGGGUACUGGAGCGGAUUUUUGCAACCCAUGGACUGCCCGACAUCGUAGUGUCGGACAAUGGCCCCCAGUUUACAUCGGCAUCCUUUCAGUCUUUCCUUGCCAGGCACGGCAUUCGCCAUGCACCCACGGCGCCUUUCCAUCCGGCCGCUAAUGGCCGGGCAGAGAGGGCCGUGCGAUCAGCCAAGGAAGCUCUGGCUAAAUUAGUUUCCGGAGAUUGGCGAGACAAAAUAGCGACCUACCUAUUGGCACAACACACCACUCCAUGCCCCACGACUAACCGCUGCCCGGCAGAACUGUUGAUGGGCCGACAUUUGAGGACUGUGUUAGAUCGUUUGCACCCUGAGUACUCGCCAGAGAAACCCCCUGAUUCUACCAGUGGAGCCCGCGCAUUCCAAGUGGGGGAUUGGGUGUAUGCCCAGCAUUUUGGGGGGGACCCGCGGUGGCUACCAGGUCAAAUAGAAGAAGUGACCGGCCCCCGUUCAUACCGGGUUCAGUUGGAAGAUGGUCGCAUGUGGCGGCGCCAUGUGGGUCAACUGCGCCGCCACAUGCCCCCAUCCAAUGUACCGAGCAACACAGAUCUGGCCGCAUCGAAUCAGCCACCACCUGUACAAAGCAAAGAGUCCCGUCCAGAAAACAUGCCCAAUCCUGAUAGUCCACCCACAACUUCACCAGCUGUCGAUUUACCUCAAAGGCCACAUCAGGACCAGUCCAACGAGUUUCCAUCCAGCGCGGCUGAACAAGCCCCAGAAGUUCGUGAAGUUCCUGUGCGGGUCCCAUCAACAGCACCUGAUGGAACAGGACUCAGUGUGACGUCUCCUUUGGGUGAUGAUUCCUCAAAAGCUGGCUCAAGGGGGAAUGGGAUCAUUCCUGGCACAUCAGGAAUUACUGACCUUGAACUGUCAGCAGAACAGGCUUCGGCUGGGGACAGCUUGCAGGCUAACGAAGAAGAGGAGGAGGAGCUGUAG
Messenger RNA from Ahaetulla prasina, 4356 nucleotides. RefSeq lists its product as uncharacterized. Gene Ontology annotation, molecular function: zinc ion binding; nucleic acid binding. Gene Ontology annotation, biological process: DNA integration. The transcript is spliced from 4 exons. NCBI's taxonomy places the organism in Eukaryota, Metazoa, Chordata, Lepidosauria, Squamata, Colubridae. The coding region runs from base 253 to 4356 and encodes 1367 amino acids. The record is from RefSeq and is a predicted model, not a curated record.